Messenger RNA from Conger conger (European conger), 2717 nucleotides. RefSeq names its product solute carrier family 9 member 2 (gene slc9a2). Gene Ontology annotation, cellular component: membrane. The record is from RefSeq and is a predicted model, not a curated record. The transcript has 12 exons. Gene Ontology annotation, biological process: sodium ion transport; regulation of pH; proton transmembrane transport. Lineage: Eukaryota; Metazoa; Chordata; Actinopteri; Anguilliformes; Congridae. The coding region runs from base 298 to 2697 and encodes 799 amino acids. Gene Ontology annotation, molecular function: sodium:proton antiporter activity.
CGUCGAUUAGGAGAGCAAGUGCGUGUCGUUGGAAGAAACAGUCGAUCGAUGUAGACAAAAUGUUUUAUUUUAUGGAUGUUAAUGCGCCCUGAUGCAUUUCUACUCGCGACACAGGGAUAUGCUUUGUUUUACAAUUUUUAAAGCUUUUAAAGAAAAGUUGUUCUCUUUCCCGUCUCUGCCACAACAAACAAUAUUGGAUUAUAGGUCUAUUGAUUUAAGAAAAAUAUCAAUUGAAACCGCUUGUGACCACAUCGCCAUUUUUACCGCGAUUGGACUUUGAAGUUCUGCAAAGGCAAGAUGGGAAUCUGUUGGAACUGGACCGUGGGGUUCCUAGCUUUCUGGACGGUGUUUCUGUUCCUUGGAAUCAGAUUGAACGCGGAGAUCGCACCGAACCCUCCCGAUGCCACUCUCAAACCCCAGCCGAACGGAGACGGCGAUCCCCAGGCAUUUCCAGAAGCUGAGAAAGCCAACCUGCCGGUCUUCGCUAUGGACUAUCCCCGCAUCCAAGUUCCAUUUGAAAUCACGCUCUGGGUCCUGCUUGCGUCAUUUGCAAAAAUCGGCUUCCACGUGUACCACAAGAUCACCAUCUGGAUCCCGGAGUCCUGCCUGCUGAUCAGCAUCGGGCUGAUCGUGGGCGCCAUCAUGCACGCGGUGCACGAGGAGCCGCCCGCCGUGCUCAGCUCCAACGUCUUCUUCCUCUACAUGCUGCCCCCCAUUGUGCUGGACUCGGGCUACUUCAUGCCCACGCGGCCCUUCUUCGAGAACGUGGGCACGGUGCUGUGGUUCGCCGUGGUGGGCACGCUGUGGAACUCCAUCGGCAUCGGCCUGUCGCUCUUCGCCAUCUGCCAGAUCGAGGCCUUCGGCGUGCAGGACAUCAACCUGCAGGAGAACCUGCUGUUCGCCGCCAUCAUCAGCGCCGUGGACCCCGUGGCCGUGCUCAGCGUGUUCGAGGACAUCAACGUCAACGAGCAGCUCUACAUCGUGGUGUUCGGGGAGUGCCUGUUCAACGACGCCGUCACCGUGGUGCUGUACAACAUGUUCACGUUCGUGGCGGACAUGCCGGAGGUGGCCUCGGAGGACGUGUUCCUGGGCGUGGCGCGGUUCUUCGUGGUGAGCUUCGGCGGGCUGCUGUUCGGCUUCGUGUUCGGCUUCGUGGCGGCCUUCACCACGCGCUUCACCGCCAACGUGCGCGAGAUCGAGCCGCUCUUCGUCUUCAUGUUCAGCUACCUGGCCUACCUGGUGGCCGAGCUCUUCUCCAUCUCCAGCAUCAUGGCGAUCGUCACCUGCGCUCUGACCAUGAAGUACUACGUGGAGGAGAACGUGUCCCAGCGCUCCUGCACCACCAUCCGUCACGUCAUCAAGAUGGUGGGCACCGUGUCGGAGACCCUCAUCUUCUUCUUCCUGGGCGUGGUCACAGUCACCAGCGAGCACGAGUGGAACACGGGCUACAUCCUCUUCACCCUGCUCUUCGUCUUCGUCUGGAGAGGACUGGGUGUCCUGGUCCUGACCCAAAUCAUUAACCCCUUCCGCACCAUCCCCUUCAACUUCAAAGACCAGUUUGGCCUGGCGUACGGUGGCCUGCGGGGGGCCAUCUGCUUCGCCCUGGUCUUCCUCCUCCCCGAGAACAUCGGACGCCGAAACCUCUUCGUGACCGCCACCAUCGCGGUCAUCCUGUUCACCGUCUUCAUCCAGGGAAUCAGCAUCCGGCCCCUGAUCGAGUUCAUGAACGUCAGGAGGACCAACCGCAAGCUCACCAGCAUCAAUGUGGAGGUUCACACCCGGGUCAUGGAGCAUGUCAUUGUUGGAAUCGAGGACCUCUGUGGGCAGUGGAGUCACUACUACUGGAAAGACAAGUUCAAGAAGUUCAACGACAAGAUCAUCCGGAGGAUCCUGAUCAAGGACAACAGGGCCGAGUCCAGCAUCGUGGCUCUGUACAAGAAGCUGGAGCUCCAGAACGCCAUGGAGAUCCUGGACACCACCACCGGGGACCUGAGUGCUGCUCCGUCCAUCACCUCCCUCCAAGACGAGAAGAAGCCUUCCGCCAAGCCGAAGAGGAAGUUCAUGGCCAAUGACCUGAAGAACAUGCACGACCUCCUUUCCAAGAACAUGUACAAGAUCCGCCAGAGGACCCUGGAGUACACCAACAAGCGCGCCCUUCCCAACCAAUCCAAGGCCCGUGAAAUCCUGAUCCGAAGACACGCCAGCAUCCGCCGUAGCCUGCGUUCCGGAAGCUUCCAGGCACCGGAUCUUUCCAAGUCCCAUAAGUAUUUCUCCCUCCCCGCUGGUAAGAAUCUGGACUCAAAGUUCCCACCGAAGAGACUCCAUCCUGUUGGCGGCGACGAGGACGAGGUGAUGUCGGAGGCGGGCUACCCCGCGGCCCGGCCGUGGGCGCGGCAGCCGGAGAGGGCCUCGUCCCGCGCCAUGCUGCCCCUGCGGAGGCUGGACACGCUGCGGGAGGCGCCCGUGGACGGCGACGGCGACGCAGAGCAGCCCCCGCAGGUGGACUUUGUGGACGAGCGGUGGUCGCGGGCGCGCCCGGGCUCCAGCUACAGCGACUCCCGCGUGCCGCCCCGCCGCAGGGGCCUUCAGGACCCGGACGAGGGGCCCAGCCCGCAGCGGGACCCCCGGGGCCCCGCGGAGGACGGGUCGCGGAACCCCCUCCUGCGUCGGCCGCACUGGAACCCUCCCCACCAGUGAGGGGGCGCCAUGUCAGACCC